UAUAUAUGAUGCGCAAUUUUUUCAUCUCAAAAGUACAAGUUAAUCUCCCAUUAAUCGUCAUGACUAAGCUUAUUCUGCUUUGUUUUCUAUCUAUUUUCUGCUUUGCGUUAACAAGUCAUGCCGCUACAUACGUGGUUGGGGACACAUCCGGUUGGGACAUAAGUUCUGAUAUCGAUUCAUGGGCUAGUAGCAAAACAUUUAAUGUUGGUGAUGUUCUAUUGUUCCAGUACUCAUCAUCUCACAGUGUAAAUGAGGUGAGAAAAGAAAGUUUUGAAACAUGCAGCACGACAAAUAUAUUGAGAAAGUUUUCCAAUGGAAAUACGACAGUUAUAUUGUCAAAUAGUGGUAUCAGAUAUUUUGUUUGUGGCAACAAGUUGCAUUGUCUAGGAGGCAUGAAGCUUAAAGUAGAUGUAGAUGAGAAAUCAACUAGUGUUGGUGCUCCUCAAGCACAGUCUGAAGGAGCUGCUACGCUCCCGCAGCCUUCCUCUAAAAGCAACAAUCCUUCAACUGUUAUUCCAACUUCAACUGGGUAUAUGAAUGGUGGAUUUCAAUCUCAGCUAAUAGCCUCCAUGUGUUUGACUGCUGCAAUGCUACUUGAAAUUAAUGUUGGUAUAUAGCUCAGCAUGCACCAUUACUCCUUGCAGUGGCGGAGCUAUUAAGAGACUCAAGGGGUUAUGGCUCUUACUAAAAUGGUAGAUUUUUAAUUUAAAUUUUUUAUAAUUUAUAAAGUUUUAAA
Molecule: messenger RNA, 736 nt
Organism: Gossypium arboreum
Lineage: Eukaryota; Viridiplantae; Streptophyta; Magnoliopsida; Malvales; Malvaceae
Product: mavicyanin-like
Exons: 2
Coding region: 6-617 (203 amino acids)
Cellular component (GO): plasma membrane
Molecular function (GO): electron transfer activity
Source: RefSeq, a predicted model, not a curated record